Molecule: messenger RNA, 459 nt
Organism: Lachancea sp. 'fantastica'
Lineage: Eukaryota; Fungi; Ascomycota; Saccharomycetes; Saccharomycetales; Saccharomycetaceae
Source: the annotation of a GenBank genome assembly
AUGAGCGAUAAGUCCACUGAGACGUCCGCCGCUCGCUUUGUAAGGCAGUUUCAAGAGGAAGAUUUGGCGGAAAAUUCAGAUUAUGCCCUUUUAAAGCACACGAGAGCACAUCUUCAAAAUAAGCUACUGCGGAAAAAAUACCUGGUGAAACAACUGCAGCUGCUGUACGCACAGCUCGACAAGACACGCAACUACCAGGAGUUCGUGGACACGUUAAUGGGCAGCAGACCGCUGCUACGCGAAGUGUUUGCUUUAGAACAACAUUCGAAGCUUUCGUCGCAAGUGACCGCAGAGGCUCGCCAAAAUCAGCAUCAACAACAACACUCCAGUUGGGGCGAUGUGGCUACUCCCAGUAUUAAAUGGAGUAAAUAUGGCGUCGAUGUGGAGGAGUAUUUGCUAGCAAACGACGCAAGUCGCGAUUUAGUCCACCAGAGCGGUUGGGUGUUUCACGACAUGUAA